Messenger RNA from Gymnogyps californianus (California condor), 2614 nucleotides. It is a transcript of the gene TCF3, whose product is annotated as transcription factor 3. Gene Ontology annotation, molecular function: RNA polymerase II cis-regulatory region sequence-specific DNA binding; protein dimerization activity; DNA-binding transcription factor activity, RNA polymerase II-specific. The record is from RefSeq and is a predicted model, not a curated record. The transcript is spliced from 20 exons. Lineage: Eukaryota; Metazoa; Chordata; Aves; Accipitriformes; Cathartidae. Gene Ontology annotation, biological process: regulation of transcription by RNA polymerase II. The coding region runs from base 153 to 2177 and encodes 674 amino acids. Gene Ontology annotation, cellular component: transcription regulator complex.
CCUGGGCGCUGCGGCCGCCGCCCGCCCGCCCGCCGCCGAGCCCCCGGCCCUCCGCGCCCGCGGAACCUUCAUGCGCUUCCCCUCCCCCGCGCACGCACGGGGGGUGCGCGCCUGCCCCGGAACAGGACUGCCACUGUUGAGUCUGUGGGAGUAUGAAUCAGCAGCAGCAGAGAAUGGCUGCAGUUGGGACAGACAAAGAGCUCAGUGACCUGCUGGACUUCAGUAUGAUGUUUCCCCUGCCAGUGGCUAAUGGAAAAAACAGACCCACGACCCUAGCGAGCACUCAGUUUGGAGGAUCAGGUUUGGAUGAAAGACCGGGAUCAGGUUCCUGGGGAACGGGAGAUCAAAACAGCUCCACAUUUGACCAAGGAAGGCAGAGCUAUGGCGAAGGCCCCCACUACGGCGAGCACAGGGACCUGCCGUCUCACAACAGCAUAUCUUCAUCGCCAUUCCUGGGAGCUGGACUAGUGGGGAAGAGCAGUGAAAGAGCAUCGUACUCCACGUUUGGAAGAGACACAGGGAUGCCAGGACUAAACCAGACUGGUUUCCUGCCCAGCGAAAUGGGAAUCGCGAGUCCGAGCACGCUUUCCCCCACCGGGGUGAAAGGGGGGUCUCAGUAUUUUUCUUACCCCAACAAUCCUCGCAGGAGAGGUGCUGAGAGCAACAUAGAUGGACAGCCCAAAAAGGUACGGAAGGUGCCUCCUGGACUCCCCUCCUCGGUGUAUCCAUCCAACUCAGGUGAUGACUACAGCAGGGAUCCAGCUGGAUAUACUCCCUCAAAACCUCCCAGCACUGUGUAUCCCGGAGCCUUUUAUAUGGCAGACGGGCUCCAUAACUCACCAGACCUGUGGAGUUCACCAGGUGCCAUGAGCCAGUCGAGUUACGGUGCCAUGCUGGGCAGCUCCUCCUCCCCGCUCCCGCAGUCCAGCGGCUUCAACAGUUUACAUCAGCACGAACGCAUGAACUACCAGCUUCAUUCAGGAGAGGUUAACGGCGGACUCCCCUCUGUGUCUGGCUUUUCCUCUGCCUCCACGCCGUACGGUGUCUCCAGUCACACGCCCCCGAUCAGCGGGACAGACAGCAUGAUGGGUAACAGAGGAACCACAGCUGGGAGCUCGGGAGACGCGCUCGGGAAGGCACUAGCUUCAAUUUAUUCCCCCGAUCACUCUAGCAAUAACUUCUCGUCAAACCCCUCUACACCGGUCGGCUCCCCUCAGGGGCUUGCAGGCACAUCCCAGUGGUCGCGAGCGAGCGGACAGGGUGCCUUAUCUCCCAGCUACGAAGGGAGCCUCCACACUUUACAAAACAAAAUGGAAGACAGGUUGGACGAAGCCAUCCACGUGCUGAGAAAUCACGCCGUGGGCCAGACAGCCGCCAUGCCGAGCAACCACGGGGACAUGCACGGGCUCCUGGGCUCGGCGCCAGCCCACAGUGCCACCGUGGGCAGCCUGGGCCAGGCUUUCCCCGCCUCGGUCAUGUCCCUGGGGAACAGGCACCCGAGUCUGGUGGGAGGAGGUCACCCCGAAGAUGGGUUGUCCAGCAACCCCAGCAUGCUCCACAACCAUGUCACACUUCCGUCACAGCCCAGCUCACUCCCUGACCUCAACAGGCAGCAAGACACGUACAGCGCAGGCUUGUCAGGGGGGCUGGGGCGAAGCAGCGUCUCCUCGGGAACCAGCGAAAUAAAGAGGGAAGAGAAGGAGGACGAAGAGAAUACGUCGGUGGCAGAUAACUCGGAAGAGGAGAAGAAGGAGCUGAAACCCUCCCGGAACAGAACAAGGUGCUCUUUGAACAGUCAAGAUGAGGAUGAGGAGGACGAUCUUCUUCCCCCAGAGCAAAAAGCCGAGAGAGAGAGAGAAAGGAGGGUCGCCAAUAAUGCCCGUGAGCGCCUGCGGGUCCGUGACAUCAACGAGGCCUUUAAAGAGCUCGGACGCAUGUGCCAACUCCACCUAAACAGCGAAAAACCGCAGACCAAACUGCUAAUCCUACACCAGGCCGUAUCAGUCAUACUGAACCUGGAGCAACAAGUUAGAGAGCGCAAUCUGAACCCUAAAGCAGCCUGCUUGAAGCGUCGGGAAGAGGAGAAAGUGUCCGGAGUAGUAGGAGAUCCCCAGAUGACACUUUCAGCUUCACAUCCUGGUCUAGGAGAUGGUCACAACCCUGUUGGACACAUGUAAAGAUCUUUUUGUUCCUCUGGAUACAGAGAUCUGUAGGAAGAAAACCCUCGGUGUGACCUGCAACCUUCUCGAACCAUAAACUUUAGUACUGCUAAUACUGACACACGUGGACGGAUCCUGGCAUGACGUAAGGGGUGGAAAAAACACUUUGUCAAAAACAAAACGAAAACAAAAAAUUGCCUUAAGUAUAAAGUGCAGAACAGUCAAUACAUAUCACUCAGUUAGGAGGGGGUGGCGUGUUCUCUUGGCUUGUUCACAAGCAGCCAGCAGCAAAAUUGUGCCUAAGCUUGAUAUUUCUUUUUUAAAAAAAAAGAACAUUAGUUAUGAGAUUUUUUAUGUAGAACAAAUAGCAAUGCCUUUUGGUUUUUUUAGCUUCUUUUGCAUAUGUUUUGUAAGCAACAAAAAGAAUUUUUUUUUGUAUAAAAAAAUGUCUUGUA